GGAGGGAUUUGUAGCACAUGGGAUGAUGAGGUUUGUGAUACCAGCGCCAGUUUAAAUAUUGAAGAAAUGGACAGUGGUCAAUUUCGACAUUUCAUGGACGUCCCCAGCCCUUAUUUCAAGUUUCUUUUCGGGAGGAAAGGCGAGACAAAAAGAAGGUUGGAGACAGAGACAGAAACUCAGUUGACAAUCCCGGGACAUGGAAAAGAGGGGCCUAUAGUUAUUGUAGGUCACCACAGGAAAGGUGUGUUGUCAGCCAAGACACGCAUAGAGUUGUUAGUGAACUCUGCACGCCAGAAACUACCAUCCACUCACUUCCUAUCUCUACCUAUGAACAGUCCGGAAAUCAAGGACAGUUUUCAGGAUUUCAAAUCCGAAGUUCUGCUACACUGUGAUGGGGCGCGAGGUUUAGAUGGGACGAUAUUCCAGAACCCUGACAAGCUACACCUGACGCUAGGCAUGCUGGUCUUGUUGAGCGACGCUGAGAUCAAAGCUGCUCGUAGUCUCCUCCAGGACUGCCAGGAUUCUAUAGUUGAUCCUAUAUUGAAAGCAGAACCUUUAAUUGCACAAGUACAAGGCCUUGAGUACAUGAACGAUGACCCAGGUGCUGUGGAUGUCCUGUAUGCUAAAUUAGACCUCCUGUCAUCAUCAGACAGACUGCAGAUUUUAGUGGAGAGGCUAGUUGAGAAGUUUGUGGCUGCUGGACUGAUGCAGAGAGAGCAUGAGCGUGUCAAACUCCACAUGACGGUGAUCAACUCUCUGAUGAGGAAGGAUCCCACUGGUGUCGCAGUAUCCAAGGGAGACAACAAGAAAGGACCCCCAAGAGAGUCGUUUGAUGCCACAGAUAUUCUGAAGAAUUUUGGCGAUGUUGACUUUGGUGAAAUUCACUUGAAGGAGCUUCACUUGUCAAAGCGGUACACAACUGAUGAUAAUGGAUAUUAUGCCUGUGAGGGACGAUUGUUUCUGCCGUAAAGGGAAGUGACUCUUGUCAAAGCGCUAUACAACUGAUGAGGACAGUUAUUAUGCCUGUGAGGGAUGAUUGUUUCUGCCAUAAAGAGAAGUAAUUCUUGUCAAAGCGCUAUAUAACUGAUAAGGACAUUUAUUAUGCCUGUAAAGUACGAUUGUUUCUGUCAUAAAGGGAAGUAACUCUUGUCAAAGCGCUAUUCAACUGAUGAGGACAGUUAUUAUGCAUGCAAGGGACUAUUGUUUCUGCUGUAAAGGGAAACAACUCUUACUUCUGUACGCUUGAAGUUAUAACAAUGGUUUCUCCUUGUAACUUUAUUAAAGAGGACAUUGAUGAUGGAUAAAAAAACUUUUUGUAAAUAUUCAUAAUGAAUUAAGAAUUAAUCAUAUUUACAUGUAUGGUAGAGAACUGAACGCCCUUGCGGGUCAAGUGUGGAUAUAAAAAUGAUCACUGUAGUCUCUCACC
Messenger RNA from Liolophura sinensis, 1426 nucleotides. RefSeq names its product activating signal cointegrator 1 complex subunit 1-like. The record is from RefSeq and is a predicted model, not a curated record. Gene Ontology annotation, cellular component: nucleus. The transcript is spliced from 6 exons. The coding region runs from base 67 to 969 and encodes 300 amino acids. Gene Ontology annotation, biological process: DNA alkylation repair; regulation of DNA-templated transcription. Gene Ontology annotation, molecular function: RNA binding. NCBI's taxonomy places the organism in Eukaryota, Metazoa, Mollusca, Polyplacophora, Chitonida, Chitonidae.